Molecule: messenger RNA, 537 nt
Organism: Mesorhabditis spiculigera
Lineage: Eukaryota; Metazoa; Nematoda; Chromadorea; Rhabditida; Rhabditidae
Source: the annotation of a GenBank genome assembly
AUGUUGAACCUCAUCAGCCUUGCCUGCUGUUGCGCGCUAGCACUGGCUGCGGGGCCGAACGUUGGUCCUGAACUUCCAGCACUCCUAGAGCACAGCAGAGGUGGUGGGGGUGGACAUGGAGGUGGAGGUGGAGGUCGAGGUGGAUGGGGAGGUGGUGGAGGCUGGAAUUCCCAAGAGAAUGGUCAUGGAGGACAUCAUGGAACGCGAGGAAUGAGCACUCGGAAGCCAACGACUAAGAAUCCGAGGGCUACGACAAAGUCAACAGGGGCGCUUUGCCCAGCUAUCGAGAAGACGUUGGACCCUACGAAGACUUUGGGAGCUGCCAAAGGUCUCGAUUGCGGAGUAAACUUCUGCCGCAGUGUCGCGGGUAUGAAUAUCUGCUUUGCGCAAAAUGAGAUCUGCCCCUAUCAAACCAAGACUAUCACCUCGACCACUGUCAGAGGACCCGCCGACUCGGUCCUCGUCUGCCCAGCCACCACAAAAUGCGUCAGCGGCACCACCAAUAAUGGUUUCACCGGAAAUUUUUGCAUUGCCGCA